Zophobas morio is the source of this 3952-nucleotide messenger RNA. RefSeq names its product Doublecortin-domain-containing echinoderm-microtubule-associated protein (gene DCX-EMAP). Gene Ontology annotation, biological process: intracellular signal transduction; microtubule cytoskeleton organization. Gene Ontology annotation, cellular component: mitotic spindle. The transcript has 16 exons. NCBI's taxonomy places the organism in Eukaryota, Metazoa, Arthropoda, Insecta, Coleoptera, Tenebrionidae. The record is from RefSeq and is a predicted model, not a curated record. Bases 234 to 3341 code for a protein of 1035 amino acids. Gene Ontology annotation, molecular function: microtubule binding.
UGACCAUUUGGGAUUUGACACUGAUAGACAUUUUCAUUGAAUGAAGGCUCCCUGAAGGGAGUUUCAUUCAGGUUAGUCGGUUUAUCGAACAAAGGGCUCGGACCUGCGUCUUGCAUAAGUUGACCCUUUUAUGGUUCAGGUUAGUGACCUUUGUGGAAUUUUGUGACAUUAAUUACGUGUGAACGCGGCAAGACGCCGGUAGUGCAUGAGCGGAGUCCGACAAGGCAGCAGCAAUGUCAGUGGCUCCGUCCCGCGUCGGUAGCCGCAUGCAACAGUACGAAGACGGAGUCAACGACGACGCUGCCAACACAGCAGAUGGCGCCAUCGACGGCUCCGGUGGCGGCGGCGGCGGCGAAGACAUCGCAUCACCAACGCCGCGCAGCGAUAAGCCACCGAACUCCGUCAGUGCUCCCUUGGCGAUAGCUGGAAACGGCGCGCACCUCAAGAACGACGACUCCGACGAAGACGACGGCGAGGAGGACGCCGACCAGCACCCCAACGGGGGCUACUGGCGGCAGGCGGCCGCCUCCAGACCGCAGAGCCCCGCCAUGGACAACGGCAGCGAGGCUUCCAUGAUGCCACCGGCGAGGCCGAAGAGCCGCGUGGACAGCAGGUACAACAACCUGUCGUACUGGAAGGCCCGCAGGGUGCUGUUCUACAAGAAUGGGGACCCUUUCUUCCCGGGGGUGGAGCUGAGGUUCAAACCGGGACGGGAUAUCGUGAGUUUGGAGGCGCUACUGGACAAGUUGUCGCUACGCAUGGACUUGCCACGUGGUGCGAGGUAUAUCUUCUCGAUGGACGGGGACAGGAAGUAUAGGUUGGAUGAGUUGGAGGAUGGGGCGUCGUACGUGGUUUCGUCAUACAAGGCUUUCAAGGCUGCCAGUUACGGAAAGAAAAAUGGGAUUUGGUACGCCGCCCCCGGGGGGCAAGGCUGGAGCAAAGCCACCAGCAGGAAGGCGUCCAUCGCGGAGACGGACGCGCCGCCGCCGGGAGGCGGCGGCACCAUCAAGCCCAGCUCCGGCAGGGUGAUCCGGAUCAUCAACAACAUGGACCAUACUGUACAGUGCCGAGUUCUUCUAAAUCUUCGUACGUCGCAACCUUUCGAAGAGGUGCUGGAAGACUUGGGGCAGGUUCUGAAGAUGAGCGGUGCUAAAAGGAUGUAUACGGUGUCAGGGCAAGAAGUGCGCAGUUUUUCGCAGUUAAGGAACGAGUUUGCCGAUGUAGAUACUUUUUAUUUGGGAGUUGGGAGUGUGGGAGGUGGUGUGGGGGGUGUGAUGUUGUCGCCUGUACGAAGAGCGAGAUCGCGGGCACCUCAAACAGCCAUCGUAGAAGACAUUAGUAAACAAAGAAGGUCGAGGAGUAAAAGUAGACCGCGAGCUUUGUACGCCCCAGAAAACGAAAUCGUUCGAAACAACGAUUAUACUCUAUUAGAAGUGCUAAAAGAAGAGCCGGUACGAGUCACUAUUAAAGGGUUGAGGAGGACGUUCUACCCUCCCAUUCAUCACGCCCCAAUGGACAACUCUCCCCCCGACAAGAAAAUGCAACUAGAAUGGGUUUACGGCUAUCGAGGGACCGAUUCACGAAGAAAUCUGUGGGUUCUUCCUACUGGAGAACUCCUCUACUUUGUGGCAGCUGUUGCCGUUAUGUACGACAGAGAUGAAGAAGCGCAAAGGCACUACACUGGACAUACGGAAGACAUUCAAUGUAUGGACUUGCACCCCUCCCGCGAAAUGGUAGCCUCAGGUCAGAGAGCAGGACGUAAUCGCAAAACGCAGGCACAUAUCCGUAUUUGGAGUACCGAGACCCUUCAAACGCUCUACGUUUUUGGUAUGGGUGAAUUUGAAGUCGGAGUUGCCGCGGUUGCCUUCUCACAACUGAAUGGAGGAAGCUACGUCUUGGCGGUCGAUGGCGGCAGAGAGAGUAUUUUGUCGGUGUGGCAGUGGCAGUGGGGGCACCUUUUGGGCAAAGUAGCGACACUCCAAGAAGAACUCACUGGAGCCGUUUUCCACCCCCUGGACGACAACCUCAUGAUAACCCACGGAAAAGGACACUUAACCUUCUGGAACCGACGGAAAGACGGUUUCUUCGAAAGAACCGACAUCAUUAAACCUCCUUCCAGAACUCUCAUCACCGCUCUUCAAUUCGAACAAGACGGCGACGUCAUCACUGCGGACAGCGACGGCUUCAUCACAAUUUACAGUGUGGACAGCGACGGCGCUUACUUCGUCCGCAUGGAAUACGAAGCACACAAUAAAGGAGUUAGUUCUUUGGUUAUGCUGUCCGAAGGAACACUUCUCUCUGGUGGCGACAAAGACCGGAAAAUCGUAGCGUGGGAUUCGCUUCAAAACUACAAGAAAAUCACAGAAACGAAACUUGCAGAAGCUGCAGGUGGUGUUCGGUCGAUCUAUCCGCAGCGUCCUGGACGAAACGAUGGCAAUAUUUAUGUUGGUACUACAAAGAACAAUAUUUUGGAAGGUUCCUUGCAGAGGAGGUUUAAUCAGGUUGUGUUUGGCCACGGUCGUCAGUUGUGGGGUUUGGCGGUUCAUCCAGACGAUGAAGUUUUUGCGACUGCUGGACACGAUAAGAAUAUUGCUCUGUGGAGGAAGAAUAAGUUUAUUUGGACGUUACAGGUUGCGUUUGAAUGUAUAUCGUUGAGUUUUCAUCCGUUUGGUGUGGCUUUGGCUGCCGGAAGUACUGAAGGACAUCUUAUUAUAAUAAACACAGAAACGGGCACACUUAUCAACACCAUACGGGUGUGUGGAUCGCCGCUGAGUUGCGUGGGAUAUAAUCCAACUGGUGACUUGAUAGCCAUAGCCUCACAAAACGGCAGCAUUUACUUAUUCCGAGUGAGCCGCGACGGAUUUUCCUACAAAAAAUCAAACAAAAUAAGAGGCUCCCAGCCUUUAAUCCAAAUGGAUUGGAGUUCAGACAGCAAUUUCUUGCAAACUGUAACCGCCGACUUCGACUUAUGUUUCUGGGACGUGAAAUCUCUAUCACCCGAAAAGAGCCCCAUAGCGAUGAAAGACGUCAAGUGGUAUACCCAAAAUUCCACAGUCGGCUUUUUGGUUUCCGGCGUUUGGAACAACCGCUUUUACCCAAUGACAUCGAUUAUAAGUACCGUUGGCAGAUCGGCAGCCCAUGACCUGCUGAUAUCCGGAGAUACAGACGGCUACAUUCGACUUUUCAGAUAUCCUGUUCUGAGUCCUAAAGCCGAAUACAACGAAGAGAAGGUCUACAGCGGACAAGUAGCUUGUGCGCGCUUCUUGUUCAACGACCGAAACGUCGUGACAGUUGGUGGUACCGACGCUGCUCUUAUGUUAUGGGAACUAACGGAAGAAUAGCACAAACCGUUUGUGUACUUGCCUGCGGUUACUAGACACUACUCUGAUGAUUUCGACGAUUCAGACUUAGAUUCGUCGUUUGAAAACUCUUUCGAAGUUCUCAACAUACGAUACUGAAGAAAAUUUUCGUCUACGCACUUAUUUAGAUUCCUUUGAUCACUUUUCUUGACGUGACGGAUGUAAUGUAUAACUUUAGUUCCUCGUGGUGGCGUCAAGAGGGAAAGGACUUACGACAUGUAUACAGAAUUAGAGAAAUUAAUCAAUUUUUGAUAAAUAGAUUAAUCUAUGCUUUUAGUUUGAAAGUUUGAAAUAGAUUAAUGUAAAAUAUAGACGUUAUACAUACUACUGUUUAUUUUUUGAUAAUGAUAGUACUGAUUGUAAAGAAAAACAUGAAGUGAUACUAUACCUCAACUAAGUGCAAAGAUGUAAUAAUAACAUUCAAACGCUUUAACACGACUAAAAUAAACUAGAAACUGGAAGAACCUGACAGGACCUACAUCAUAAUUAUUAGGUGAUGAUUUAUGAUUGUCUAGUUAUAAAUACACCUGAAACUGCCAAUAGUUAUAGAUUUUAUUAUAUGAAAUACUAUGUGUAGAAAAAUAAAGCAACGC